UCGCCGUCUCCUAUUUAUACUCCAUAUCCUUCCUCUCUUCUCCCCUUCUCCCUUAUUCCCAAACCCUUUCCUCACGUGGCGGCGGCGGCGGCGAUCGAAGUUUCCUCCUGAGAACGUUGCGGAGAUCGUUUUCGCACCUCCAAAAUGGGGAAGACACGUGGUAUGGGAGCUGGGCGCAAGCUCAAGACCCACAGAAGGAACCAGAGGUGGGCGGAUAAAGCAUACAAGAAGAGUCAUCUGGGAAAUGAGUGGAAGAAGCCCUUUGCCGGAUCCUCUCAUGCUAAGGGGAUUGUUCUCGAAAAGAUCGGUAUUGAGGCAAAGCAGCCGAACUCUGCUAUCCGUAAGUGUGCUCGUGUGCAACUAGUGAAGAACGGGAAGAAGAUUGCUGCUUUCGUGCCCAAUGACGGUUGCUUGAACUAUAUCGAGGAAAACGAUGAGGUGUUGAUUGCUGGAUUUGGCCGGAAGGGUCAUGCGGUAGGAGAUAUUCCUGGUGUGAGGUUUAAGGUCGUGAAGGUCUCAGGUGUGUCUCUGUUGGCUCUCUUCAAGGAGAAGAAGGAGAAGCCCCGAUCUUAAGAGAAUUAUCAGCUGCGGUGUAUUGGAAUGCCAGAUGAUCUUGUUAAGUUAAUUGCUAUAUUUUUCGAAGUUGUAGGCUUCUGGGUAUUGUUAAGUUAAUUGCUAUAUUUUUCAAAGUUGUAGGCUUCUGGGGAUUUUGUUUUCUUAAGCUCGGAAACUUCAUAAGAGUGUUUUGAUCUUUGGAUGAUUUUCUUUAAUGUAGUGUCGUAGAGAUCGCUCUUUGAGAACAGUAUUCAUUCUUGUGGAAAUUAUUUCUUGGACAAGUGAAA
Messenger RNA from Ananas comosus (pineapple), 842 nucleotides. Its product is annotated as 40S ribosomal protein S23. Gene Ontology annotation, cellular component: ribosome; cytosolic small ribosomal subunit. Bases 145 to 573 code for a protein of 142 amino acids. Gene Ontology annotation, molecular function: structural constituent of ribosome. The transcript has 4 exons. The record is from RefSeq and is a predicted model, not a curated record. Lineage: Eukaryota; Viridiplantae; Streptophyta; Magnoliopsida; Poales; Bromeliaceae. Gene Ontology annotation, biological process: translation.